CCUCACGCCAUAUUCCCGUUCAUUCCGCAACUCUUGAUCUAUUUACAUCGGUAUCCUCUUGAUUUAAAAGGCUUCUGCGAGUAGUUAUGAUUUCGUUCAAAGCCGUGUUCAAUUAUCUCCGUCGAUAGAAUUUAUAAUCAUGAGAGUCCCUGCCAUCAGCGUCGCGUUUUCGUUGCUGUUCGUCAGCAUUCAUGCCUUCAGUUUCCCUUCAUUUCUCGGGGCCCAGAAGCCCAUAAAGACAAGCAAAAGAGUCGCCGUCAUCGGAGGUGGAGCAGCCGGCUCCUCAGCCGCAUACCACAUCCAGCGCUUCGCCCAACGCGCCGGCCUCGACGUCGACAUCACCAUCUUCGAGCGCAACCACUACCUCGGUGGCCGCUCCACCACCGUCCACGCGUACGAUGACCCGCGUUUCCCCAUCGAACUCGGGGCCAGUAUCUUCGUCGAGCAGAACCAGAUCCUCGUCGACGCCUGCACGGAGUUCAACCUCAGCACCAGCGGCGCCGGCGACGAGCGGCCGCGCGACGAUCGGCCCACGCUGGGCGUGUGGGACGGCGCGAAGUUUGUCUACACGCAAUACGGCACGAUUUGGGAUCUGCCGAGAUUGCUAUGGCGAUACGGGUAUGCGCCGAUCAAGACGCGGAAGCUGGUGCAGAAGACGGUGAAUCGGUUCUUGAAGAUGUAUGAGGAGCCUUUUUUUCCGUGGAGCUCGCUGUCCGACGUGGCGUUGCUGCUGGGCUUGACGCAGGCGACCGCCGCGACGGGUAUCGAGUUUCUGGAGAAGAAUGGGGUGGGUGGUCUGUUUGCCAAGGAGAUUGUGCAGGCGAGCACGCGAGUCAACUACGCUCAAGAGCUUAAUGAGAUACACGGACUUGAGACCAUGGUCUCGAUGGCUCCUGAGGGUGCCAUGGCCGUGGAAGGGGGCAACUGGCAGAUGUUCGCCCAUAUGGCCAAGACGGCAUCGUCAGAUGUGCGCCUUAACGUCACAGUCUCGGCCAUUGAACGUAGGGAGAAAAGUGGCUUUGGGAUUACCUCAAGUCCAACCAUAUCGUCACUAGGAGACACGGUAGACUCGUAUGGGGUCAAGUCAGCGACCGAGAGCUUCGAUACGGUCAUCCUGGCAGCGCCUUAUCAAUUUGCCAAUGUUUCCAUACUUCCAGCGCCUGAGAGCAUCCCGUCGGAGAUACCAUGGGUAAAGCUUCAUGUUACGCUUUUCACUUCUCCUCGCCUUCUCCACGGCCGAGCGUUCGGAAUAGACUCCGACGCCGAAGUCCCUACCACCAUUCUCACCACCGUACCCUCUGACCCUUCUACUCAUUCAAAACCCGCAUUCUUCAGCAUCAGCACCCUUCGGGCUGUCAACAAUACUGCCUUCUCCCCGCCGCGUACAGAGUACAUGUACAAGAUCUUCUCCCACGAAUCAGUUAACCCUGCUUUCCUCGCAGAGAUCUUCGACCUUCCCACACCUGCAGCUGGCCACGAACUUAGCAGGGAUGACAUCAGCUGGAUGUACCGGAAGGUUUGGCAUUCAUACCCCUACGGGCUCCCCAGGGUUACAUUCGAAGAGUUGAAGCUAGAUGAGGGACUGUGGUACACGUCCGGGAUGGAGAGUUUUAUCAGCACCAUGGAGACGAAUGCACUGAUGGGCAAGAACAUAGCACGAUUGCUAAUUGAUGAGUGGACGGGGUCUGGGCAGAAGAAAGGAGAGGUGGAGCAGAAACCCUUGAAGGAAAUCUUAUGACUGAUUGUUCGAAAUACCAUUAGCAUAUAUUAAAUAUAUCGCUACUUUCAUUCUCGAAUUUGCACACGAUAAUCCAGACAGAAUUUUCAACGCUUCAUCAGAAUUACCAUUAACACACGGACAGCUCAAUCCUCC
Molecule: messenger RNA, 1873 nt
Organism: Eremomyces bilateralis CBS 781.70
Lineage: Eukaryota; Fungi; Ascomycota; Dothideomycetes; Eremomycetales; Eremomycetaceae
Product: Prenylcysteine oxidase
Exons: 5
Coding region: 140-1738 (532 amino acids)
Biological process (GO): prenylcysteine catabolic process; prenylated protein catabolic process
Molecular function (GO): prenylcysteine oxidase activity
Source: RefSeq, a predicted model, not a curated record